This is a messenger RNA of Penicillium daleae, 2409 nucleotides long. RefSeq names its product glycosyltransferase. Bases 1 to 2409 code for a protein of 802 amino acids. The record is from RefSeq and is a predicted model, not a curated record. The transcript is spliced from 11 exons. Lineage: Eukaryota; Fungi; Ascomycota; Eurotiomycetes; Eurotiales; Aspergillaceae. Gene Ontology annotation, molecular function: UDP-glycosyltransferase activity.
AUGUCUGAAAAGAACGCACUCUUGCGCGCAGAGGAAGAACUGGUCUCCAGCGAGAUAGAUGAGUUUGAUGACAAUGACAUGGAGGAGUCACCACCUACAUACAGUUCAAUCUUCGACGAGACUUUGAUCGAUGCAUCAUCACCGAUACUCGGGGACAAUGAGAAGCCUUCGGCAGCCUUUGAAAACCUUCGGGCAGGGUCGCGCACAUCCGCUGUCUUACAAACAUUGGUGAUUCCAGCACAGGGCCCAAGGGUAAUCAACAUCGAACCAGAGCCGAAGCGAAACCCAUUGCCAGAAGAAGGAACAGAGGAAGAGUUCGAGAAACAUUGUUUUUCAUUGGAUGUUGUGCUGAUGCUUGUGGGUAGUAGAGGACAUGAGCUACAACAGAGAGGCCACCGAAUUCGAGUUGUGACGCAUUCCAUCUUCCAAAGUACUGUCAUGAAGCUUGGAUUGGAAUUUUUCUCUGCAAGCAGUGACCCUGAGCAUCCAAUUGCUGAUUCGGGCCUGAUGCCUGGUUUGGCUAGCCCCAACAAGUCAGAGGUCAAGAAAAAUAGCAAGAUGCUCUUAGAUACCCUAAAAGCGUGUUGGAUCGCCUGUACCCAUCCGGGGCGGUGGAGAGACAGACCUUUCUUAGCUGACGCAGUUAUCGCAACGCCUCUUGCCCACGCCCACAUUCAUUGUGCGGAGCGCCUAUCAAUUCCGCUGCAUAUCAUGUCCACAACCCCGUGGACACCGACGAAAAGCUUCGCACAUCCAUUGGCACAAAUGAAUCUAAAUGACGAGGUCGAUAAGGAUAUUCAGAACUACCUCUCUCACAUCCUGAUCGAAGAAUCUGUCUGGCAUGAAAUUUACUACGUCGUGGAUCAUUUUCGGCGCACGACUUUAGGAUUGUCACAGAUCCUUCUUGAUGAUGGUGCAAGUUUGCUACGAAGGUUCGAUGUUCCUCACACAUAUCUCGUAUCUUCUGCGUUGAUUUCUCGACCAGAAGACUGGAGCAAUCAGAUAGGUAACUGCAAUAUAUGGAGAACAUCACUCCCACCAAUACUAAACUCUUCGCCAGAUAUCUCUGGUUAUGUGACUGUGAAUUCCGAAUUCUCCUAUACACCCCCUGAAGAUCUGGUUCACUUCCUUGAGGAGGCCGUGGCUCCUAUUUACAUCUCAGUACACAUCGAUCUACUCAACAGCCCAGAAAGAUUUGUAUACUUUCUCAAAGAAGCUUCGAACAAAUAUGGGUUCGCCUUCAUUCUACCAAGUCACUUCCAAUCUAUGAGCGAUAUCUCAGAUUCCAAUUUCUUCGUGCUGCAUGAUGUCCCGAUUAAUAAUUUGAAUCUUGCUGAUAGUUCCGUCCAAGACUGGUUGAUACCCAGAGUCGACGUCCUUAUCACACAAGGCGAUGGUGAUAUGGUAUCGAUGGGCCUUCGACAUGGGAAACCAAUGGUCACUUUGCCAGUCAUUCGAGAUCAGCCAUUCUGGGCCAAUGCCAUCUCUCAACUCGGCACCGGGCCGCUGCCUAUUCACGAAAAAGAUCUAUCCGCCGAGGCGAUCACCCAAGCAAUUCGCCACUGUCUGCAACCCGAAACCCGGAAAGUAUCUAGCCAUAUCAAAGAAAGUAUCGAGAAAGAAGGCGGCGUAUCAAAGGCUGUGAACUCAUUUUAUCGUCACUUAAAAUGGCGAGAUAUGCAAUGCGACAUUAUCCAGACAUCACCGGCGGUAUAUUACAUCGAGAAGGAAGGGCCCGUCAAACUUUCAGCUUCGGUAGCCACAGUGCUCGUACAAUCCAACGCGACGCCCUUCAAAUUUGGCUUAAUUGGAGGUAAAAACAGGUUCAAGCGAAGAUCUUACGAAGCUGAAUAUGCCCCGACCGAAGUCGCUCCCAAGGUUGUACAGUCUGAAUACACUGCGAAAUCUGUGGGCAAGAACUUGGUCAAAGCUAUUAUCAAGCCCACUGUCAGCCAUAUUGCCGAUGCGUAUAAUGAGCUAGAAGCCAGAGAUGACUCCGAUACAACCAGCAUGAGCAAGUCCAAGGGAAUAUCGAAGAAGGGACUAGCUGUGGGCGUUGCUAAAAAUGCUGGAUUUGUGUCCGCGGUGUUUCUGGGGAAGGUUGCCGUAUUGCCCUUUAAAACCGUCUACUACAUGGGAGAAACUGCGUCGCAUGGGGUGAAAAGCUUACAGGGAUCGAGCCGGUCAGAAAAGGAGAAACGCCCAACUGAUAAAAUCGAUCCUUCAAUGGCGUCAGAGCUCGAAGCAGAGACCUCCAUAGACAAACGACGAACUGAAACCAUUCGAAGUCUGCACUUUGAGAAAGGGAGGAGAGACGAAAGGCUUCGAGAUCCCGAAUUUCACAAGGUCGUUCUGUCGAAAUUCGAAGAUAUCUGCAAGACCAAUCUGACCAGCAAGUUCCGCGGCUGA